CCGGUGCACAACAUAACAGACCCAACAACCAGACACUUUCUAGUUAAAGGUUGAGACUCCUCCAGUGGGAUUUUCUACUCUCUCAGGUUCUGCGUAGUUGCAGCUUUUUCGUGACGCUCCACUCUUUUUGAAUCCGGGUGUUGUUCUUCACCUCCCGACGGUGUUUCAGUGAGGUAGAAACCUGCUGAAAUGGCUCUUGGAGUCCUUGAUUCACAAGUGAAGGGUUCGCUGAGCGGGAGCACAUAUUUUGACCGAGGUUCUAUAGAGGAGCGUGAACCUCCGCCUCCACUCCGCAGCUACCUUUGUUUGACAAUUUUCACCUGCUUUUGUCCUGCAUACCCCGUCAACAUCGUGGCCCUGGUCUUCUCCAUCAUGUCUAGAAACAGUUACUACCAAGGUGACUACGAUGGGUCCAGACGGCUGGGCAGGAACGCCCUGUACGUCUCCGUCGCCUGCAUCAUCAUCGGCCUCCUCAUCAUCGCCAUCAGCUGCAUUGUCCAUUUUACCACGAUGGAUUUUUAGCACAGACGACAUGUCGCACCUCUGGUGAUCUCCGGACGGAGUCGGGUGGUUCGUUUCUAACCAUCUGCAAACCAAGAGGACUCGACUCGUGUUCACUUCGAUCUGCAAAUCACUUCCUUUCAUGUUUCCUGUUCUUUACAUGGACACACAACACCAGCGGUCAGUGAUGAGGCAGCUUCCUAUAGGUGCGUGGGGGAAUCCACGAAUCACAGCAACAUUUUUCUUUGGUCAGGUUGUGAGCUCUUGUGUGACACAAUGUAUAUUCUCUGUUGUUAGUAUAAAAUAUGAAAUGAUGACAUAAAAAAAACAUGGAAUACAUAUUUUAUUGAUCAUGAUAACUUCAUGUAUGAUAAUGAUUGCAUUUUCAUUGAAAGAUGCCAGUCUGUAAAUCUGACCUUUGUUACUUACUUAGCAAUGACAUUAAUAAUAUUAUGUGCUGCUAAAAAAUAAUGACUAUAAUAUUUUGAUGAUAUCAUCUGUGUAUCUAACACGUGACCUGGGAAUUUGACUUUUCCUCUCCGUGGAAAUGGCUCUAAACAUUUCGAGAAACCUAAGGUUUGCUUUUAAUAACUUGUCUUCAAAUAUUUCACAUUUAAAAGAUUAAUCGUGGUUUAGAUUCACACGUUUUCAGUGUGUCAAUAAUUCCUCUGACUAUAGUGCCACACUGUUCCCUGUGUGGCCUGACAUGCCUGAGCCCAAUGUGGCAUCAAAUCUGUUACAUAGAGGUAAACACAUCAGGAGAUCAAGUAACUUGUCUUUGAGAUUCUUUACACCUGCGAGACCCUGCGAGACCCUCACACUUAAAAUGAUGUUUAACGUUGAACUGGCUUGUUUCUGUUGUCUCUUAACUGUUAUUCUCGAUGUCUUAUCUUUAAUGUAUUUCCAUGCCUUGUAUCUGAAUUGUUCUAUAUAAAUACUCUUGCCUUUC
Scophthalmus maximus (turbot) is the source of this 1450-nucleotide messenger RNA. RefSeq names its product transmembrane protein 233. Gene Ontology annotation, cellular component: membrane. The record is from RefSeq and is a predicted model, not a curated record. NCBI's taxonomy places the organism in Eukaryota, Metazoa, Chordata, Actinopteri, Pleuronectiformes, Scophthalmidae. Bases 190 to 522 code for a protein of 110 amino acids. The transcript is spliced from 3 exons.